This is a messenger RNA of Cuscuta epithymum, 688 nucleotides long. NCBI's taxonomy places the organism in Eukaryota, Viridiplantae, Streptophyta, Magnoliopsida, Solanales, Convolvulaceae. The record is from the annotation of a GenBank genome assembly.
CUUUCAUUUGAGUUUCUUAGGGCUGGCGGCAACCAUGAAAAACGAUCAACCCAAGUUUCUUCCCCUGCGAAAGUGAAAAGGCUCUUUUCAUUACUAAGGUACAAAUAUGAGUUGGAGUUUAAGAACCGAGGGAAUUAUAGAGAAGAAGGUAUAUGGUUUAUCCGGCGAAUUUCCUCCAACAAUCUCAAGAAAGUAUCUGGCGUCGGAUAUAUCUGCACACGUGAUGUCACAACGCUGUGAUACACCCGCAUGGGAAGCCAUUUUCAAUCGGAUAAACGUUCACAAAAGUCUUCUAUAUAUAAUGGUGAUAAUUCUGACUAUUUCACAAUUGAAAUGGUCUGUGGAGGUCAUCCUGCCACUGUUAACGGCCAAUUCGAGCGUGGAUGUCUUACAGUUAAUUAUUUUGAUUUCUGUGAAAUGGAUAAGAUGUCAUAUAUGGAGUUGGUGGCCAUGGCAAAGGAAAUUCAGCAUACCGGACUAGUUUGUUUUUAUUGGAAACGUUAUACCCCCAAUGUAGAAGAGUCUCCUUUUUUAUUAAUAGUCGGUGACGAAGAUGUUUUAGAAAUGUGUAGAAAUCGACCACCUGACAGGCAAGUCACAAUCUACCUUAGUUAUGAAUUAAUGCCAAUGUUGGAUCAUACUAUGGUCACAUAUAGUGCUCCAUCUGAUGAACAACUCUUGAAACAAG